AUGGAUAAUAACAACAAGACAAUCCUAGUGACAGGAAGUACGGGUCUAGUUGGAAGUGCUAUAAAAUAUGUCGUAGAAAAUGGAGAUAGUUAUACGAAUGAAAAAUGGAUAUUUGUUUCCUCUAAGGACGCUGACUUAUGUGAUAAAUCACAGGCAAAAGAAUUGUUCGAAAAGUAUCAACCUACCCAUGUGAUUCACUUGGCUGCUGUUGUAGGUGGCCUAUUCCACAAUCUUGGAUAUAGUACUGAUAUCUUCAGAAAAAACGUUGUUAUAAAUGACAAUGUGCUCGGAUGUUGUCACACGUUUGAUGUGAAGAAAGUGGUGUCGUGUUUAUCAACCUGUGUAUUCCCGGACACGAUCAAAUAUCCAUUUGACGAAACAAUGAUUCACAAUGGCCCACCUCAUGAUAGUAAUUUUGGUUAUGCUUAUGCAAAAAGAAUGAUCGAUGUAUUAAACAAGGCUUUCCAUCAGACCUAUGGCCAUUUGUUCACUGCUGUAAUUAGCACUAAUGCAUUUGGACCAAACGAUAACUUCAGUGUUAAAGAUGGCCAUGUUUUGCCAGGACUUAUACAUAAAACAUACAUGGCGAAAUGUCAAAACACAGAUUUAAUUAUCUACGGCACUGGAAAACCGUUACGACAAUUCAUUUAUUCACGUGAUUUGGCGACACUUAUUAUAUGGGCACUUAGAGAGUACAAGGAAAUGGAACCUAUUAUUUUAUCAGCGGGAGAGGAGGACGAAACAAGUAUAAUGGAGGCGGCCCGUGUUAUCAUUAAACAUAUGCAGUUUCAUGGAAAAGUCAAUUAUGACACAAGCAGGUCUGACGGUCAGUUUCGAAAAACAGCGUCAAAUGCCAAGCUUAGACGAUAUCUUCCAAAUUUUAAAUUCACUCCUUUUGAUGAAGCUAUCAGAGAAACAUGUGACUGGUUUGUUAAAAACUACGAAAACGCUAGAAAAUAG
Molecule: messenger RNA, 960 nt
Organism: Mercenaria mercenaria
Lineage: Eukaryota; Metazoa; Mollusca; Bivalvia; Venerida; Veneridae
Product: GDP-L-fucose synthase-like
Exons: 8
Coding region: 1-960 (319 amino acids)
Biological process (GO): nucleotide-sugar biosynthetic process
Molecular function (GO): GDP-L-fucose synthase activity
Source: RefSeq, a predicted model, not a curated record